GUGGGAUGCGCCGUGCUUGCGUGCGUGCGCCGCCGUUCGGAAUCCCUUCCCGGAACCGGCCGAGAGCGUGGCCGCGGCGCCCUGCGUGCUCCCCGCCUGUCCCGUCCCCGGGUCCCCGCUCUGCGCCCUCUGCGGGUGAGAGGGAAGGAGGGAGCCCCGGGCCAGCUCCCGGCUAGCGCAGCGAGGCCCCGCGAGUGGCUUCGGGGUGAGAUUGUCCAGGGACGCCCCCGGGCCCGACCCCAACAGCUCUGAGCCCCAGAAAGCACGCGGUCGGCAGGACCUGGCGGCCGCCGGCUCGGUGCUUGACGCCCAGCUGUCUGCGACUUUGCGCGCGUAAACUGUGCCUCUGCGCCGGUUUCCCGUCUGUAAAGUGGGCGCGCAACGAUACGCGCACGGCCGCAUCGAGCAUCAAAGAUCGGAGCCCGUCGGGGACAGAUAAGCCCGGUGUGACAGAGAAUGGGAUCUCUGGUGCUGCACCAGAGAAGCAAGUCGCCAAGCGUGGGAAACUAUCGUCAUGGAAGCCCUGAAAUCUGAGAACAAGAAGAGGGUCCUUCCCUCAUGGAUGACAGCCCCCGUGGGAGAGAAGAGGGAGUCGUUAGUGAAGACACCCAAAAGGAAGAAGACAGCAACCGUGCCAGUUAGGGUGGCAACAAGGGCCCCUGUCACGAGGACCGUGUACUGCUUGAACGAAGCUGAAAUGGUGGAUGUGGCACUGGGGAUCCUGAUCGAGGGCCGAAAACAGGAAGAGCCGACUCUGGCGGCCACUGAUAACCUGCAGUUCUCCCCACCCUACUCUGCGUCUCCUCACACCAGUUCCCCAGGGAGCAGCGGCGAGGAAGAGGGCGGUGGGAGCUCCUCGCCUGCUCUAGGCCUCAGCCCUUCCCGUGGGCCAGAAGCCACGGACUCUCCCUGCAGCAGAAGCCCCGAGGGGGAGGAGGAGGAUGCACUAAAGUACGUCAGGGAGAUAUUUUUCAGUUGACAUGAACUGCUCCCCGGACUUUCUGCUGAGCGCAGUGGGCACCGCCCGCCCCGGCCCCCUCGACAGCCAGGCCUUGCUCCCAGCUUCCGGUCCCAGGAUGCUUUCAUUUGUGUGUGGGGGGGAGGACGUUCCUGAAUCGCGGGGAGGGGUGUUGCAGGAUGCAGAACUGCAGUCGUUGGGGUCUCGUCCUGCGCGGCCCUCUAGCUCAGAGGGUCUAGCUGUGCUUUAUGCAAGCACCAGCGCCCGUGAGGUCGUGGGCCCGCCCCCUUGCUGGCAGCUGCUGAGAACCCCGGACUCCAGAUGGGCAGCCAGAUGGCGCACUGAGGAGGAGGCCGAGGAACCGUGUCCACCAUGACCCCGUCCAGCAGGCGGCUUCCACCCCUCCAACCGAAGAGGCCGGGAGCCCCCCACCGCUCCCUGCCAGCCUAGCAGCAGGGGGGCCGCGCAGUCUGGCCAGCCGCGCAGGUUCUCCCCACCACCUGUCGCCUCCCUGCCACCCGGGGCCUCCACCUUGGUCCCUGUACAGCUCAGAGAGAGAGAGAGACAGGGACAGGAGACAGCGAGGAUAAAAGAUCACGCCAGA
Molecule: messenger RNA, 1562 nt
Organism: Mesocricetus auratus (golden hamster)
Lineage: Eukaryota; Metazoa; Chordata; Mammalia; Rodentia; Cricetidae
Gene: Cyren
Product: cell cycle regulator of NHEJ
Exons: 4
Coding region: 515-979 (154 amino acids)
Biological process (GO): double-strand break repair via nonhomologous end joining; negative regulation of double-strand break repair via nonhomologous end joining
Cellular component (GO): cytoplasm; nucleus
Source: RefSeq, a predicted model, not a curated record